AUGCUGUUCCCGCCACUCAGGGUGCUCGGAACCAAGCACUGCUGCCUGAGGGAGGCCGUGUGCCGAAGACCCCGAUUGACGGACUCUGGACGUCGGGCUGAUGACCCGCUCCAGGAGCGGGUCAGCGGCCCCGAGAUCCCCACUCAGAAGACGAAACGGAUUCGUCAAGCGCUCCAGGGCGCCACCAAGUGCGGCGCGGUGAAGGCCAGCCCGGCGGCCGCCCGCUCCGGGGCCGCGCAGCCAUCGGGAAGACACCGACUCCUGGAAGCCCAGGGCUUCGCUCCCGCGGCGCUCAAGGCCUGGUCGGAGCACGCCACUCCUCACGCCGCCCGGCUCGCUCAUCUUUGCCUACAGCCCGGCUGGGCUCGCUCGUUGGCGGUGGCGGCGGCUGCGGCGAUGCGCCAAGGUAGGGGCCAUCGGCGCGCGUGCGCGCGGGGAGGGAACGCGGCGGGCGCUCGGGGCCGAGGAGCCCGCGGGGCCCUGCGCUACCCCGCCGUACCCGGCGGCUCCCUGGGUCCCACGCGCCCGGUGCCUCCCAUCUCUCGAGGUUUUUGCGGGCCGCCGGAAGCCGCGGCGCCGCAGGCUCCCGCGAGCGCCCUGCUGAGGAACCCUCGCCCCCACACACGCCGCCCGGUGGAGCUGCGGGAGGCCUUUCCCGGGCAAGCCGCCUUCCGAGCCCCGCGCGGCCUUCGCGGCGCUGUCCCGGACGCGCAGGCCGCGGGGCCUGCGCAGCGUCUCCAGGCGGGGCCCGAGGCCCGCGGCCGCUCCGCACGAGCUCCCAAGGCUGAGGGGUGUUGUGACCCCUCUGGCGACCCCGCCUCCCCAGCCCUUCCGUGUGAGCCUCUGAUUGGCAAAUGAGCAAUGUCAUUUAAUCAACAAGAAAGGGUCGUGUGUUAUAAUGGGGAAAUCCUUAUUUUUCAGUUGUCUAACCAGAAUUUUUCAGAUAAAAUGUCAGCAGAGACACCCAUACUACAUGUCAGAAAGAUGGUAUUUGACAGCGAAACCAGAACCUUUGCUCUGAAGUCCACUGGAUUCUGUCACAUACAGAAAGCAAGUUCUCAUUUAAAAAUUAUAUGUUGCAAUUGUGUGUCAGAUUUCAGAACUGGAAUUAACCUUCCUUUUGUUUUGAUACAAAACAAAAAAUUGAAUGGUGUUUUCAAAUAUUAUUUGCUGUUUUUGCACAGCACCAAUAAAUUUGAAAAGUGUUUAAGUUUUAGUCUAGGCUAUGAGAUGAAUGAUAGCAUAAGAGUCCAUAAUGGUCCUUUAGUUUUAUGGCAAUACGUCAAGACAUUCUACUGUAUCUCUUCCCAAAUUGGCAAAAUCAUUAGCAUAUCAACUAAUUGGUCUUCUAUUCAGUGGGCAGGUGAGAUCCAAAAUCUAGGUAUGGUUUUUUUGGGGCAAAUGGAAUAUACCUCAAAGCUUUUACAAUCAGAUUAUAAAAUCUGUAAUAGUAAGUUUUGUAUGUAUUCUCUUCAAAGUAAAAAAAUAUUAACUGAUACCUGUAUUAUUCCUCCUGCUUAUAGUAAUGUGGUAACUUAUAUUCAUGUCUGUACAACUGAGAUUGUCAACAAUCAGUUAAGAAUAUCUCUGGUUGCCCUUACUCGAAAGAAUCAGCUCAUUUCAUGUCACAAUGGAACACUUAAAAGUGUGUGCCAGCUUCCAUUUGAAGAUCCUUGUACAGUUCAAUCUUUGGACCCAGGUGAAGGAAAAUUAUUUUUCAUUGUUUUAUUUAGGACCGAUCAUGCUUGUGCUGUUUCAAAAAAGAACUUUCAGGUUACUGCUAAGUGGAAUAAAUUUAGCUUAGUACUGGUAGAUGACUUCAUUGGAACUGGAAGAGAACAGGUACUGCUCCUUUUUAAGGAUUCUUUGAAUUCAGAUUCCCUGUCUUCGUUUGAACUAACAGAUCUUGACAAGAUAAACUAUUCAAGUACACCAGUGGCGUUCUAUGAAGAUGAUUUGUUUAAAGAACAACAUAAGAAUCGUUGCUUGGUGAUUCCACCUCUGCAAAGAAGAAUAGAAGUAGGUUUGGGUUUAACUCAGGAAUUCAAGAAGCAUAUCUUGCUAAAGGAAAAAUUUAUUUUGAAAUCUUGCAAAGCUUUAAUAAACUUGACUCAAACUGACAGUACGUUAAAUGCAGAGGAGGAAUGUCUUGUUCCUUUUUGUGGGGAAGAAGAGAAUUUUGUCAGUACCUUCAAUGAAAAGUUGCCAGAUGUUUUUCAACAUUCAGAACAGAAAAUAGAGAAGAUAUGGUAUCGUAUAUUGGAUGGUAGCUUAAUUGUUGGAGUAAAACCCACAUCUUCUUUAAAGCUAUCCCUGAAUGAUGUGACUUUAUCAUUGUUAGUAGACAAAUCCUAUAACUCCAUUGUUCCGGUUAUUAAGUGUCAAAAUAAGGUGAUUAAGUUGAGUAUGGAUUCUUUCUCAGAACCAUACUUAAAGCCACAUGAAGUAGGAUCUGAGGCAAAAAGGAUCAAGUUGAACAAGGAAGAAAGCUUUAUUGGUGAACAGCCGUCUAAGAAAGAAUGUGAGCAGAUAAUUACUGGUGUAACAUCUCUUUCACCACUUUUAGCACUCAAUAAAUUUUGUUGUGUCGUGCUACUACAAUUUAAAGAAAGAGAUACUGAUAAGUAUCCUGAAGAUCGUUUUAUUCCAUGUGGCAGACUUUGUAUAAGUCUCAAAGAUCUUUCAAGUGAGAAAUACCUACUGACAUUUCCAGAGAAGAAACUGAUAGAGCACAUGGAAGAUCUUUUUGCAUAUCUCACAGUAUUGAACAAAUACUGUUUUCAACUCACAUCAUCAUCCGGUGGUGCCUUGAAUUUAAUGAAGAUGUGGCUUAUAGAAUGCAUGAACUGUGAAGUCAUCAAAGAAUUUCCAGAAAUGUGCUUUUGUAAAGAGCCAAGAAAUGUCUAUGGGACUCUCCUAAACUGGAAACCAAAAACACCAUUUAAAGGAAUUUUAACAAUCUAUACAAGGAAUCAAACAGUUUUGUUCCAAUGUCUUCAUAAUCUUACUAGACUUCUCCCUAUCAAUUGCUUUUUCCAAAAACUAAAGUCAGGAAGUGAGGAUCUCCUAGUUGAUCAUUUUGCAUUAACUUUGGAGAAUGAACUAGUCACCCUGGCUUCUUUUUCUACGGUAACCUUACACAAUUUUGAAAGCAACUUUGUUCAAAAGUGUGAAGCCAGUAAAGAAAAUAGUAGUACCAAGCCUACUUCACCAGAGACAGAGGACAAAAUCCAUCUGUUCAGAAAGGAAUUUGAGAGAGAAAAGAAGAAAAUGGUGGAAAUGGACCUAAAAAUGAGUGGUGCCCUUUAUAGAGAAAUGACUUUGAAAUUAACUGAGAUUCAGUUGCAAUCAGAUUUGGCUGCAGAGAAAAUGACUCCUUUUUCAUUGACAAAGUUUUGAUUUCCUUGUUAUAUGUCUCUUCUGUAAAAAU
This is a messenger RNA of Dipodomys spectabilis (banner-tailed kangaroo rat), 3430 nucleotides long. Its product is annotated as Fanconi anemia group B protein-like. Lineage: Eukaryota; Metazoa; Chordata; Mammalia; Rodentia; Heteromyidae. The transcript is spliced from 5 exons. Gene Ontology annotation, cellular component: Fanconi anaemia nuclear complex. The record is from RefSeq and is a predicted model, not a curated record. Gene Ontology annotation, biological process: positive regulation of double-strand break repair via homologous recombination; replication-born double-strand break repair via sister chromatid exchange; interstrand cross-link repair.